Messenger RNA from Peronospora matthiolae, 2031 nucleotides. NCBI's taxonomy places the organism in Eukaryota, Oomycota, Peronosporomycetes, Peronosporales, Peronosporaceae. The record is from the annotation of a GenBank genome assembly.
AUGCACGUCUCGUGGAAAGGUGGGACACACGGUGGAUCGUUGCUGGACAAAGCAGGAGAACGAAGGCCGAGGAGCCCGACGCGGCGGCUAUGGUUGUGGACGCGGGGCUAUAACGUCCAGUGGGUAAAUAAUGAUGGAGGCAAUGGAUACGAUCGAGUGGCGUUUGCAGUCUCGUUCGAAUGUGGAGUUUCGACGAGCAAGGACGUGUCUGGAAUGUGGGCCGUCGACAGUGGUGCAACGCACCACAUUUGCCACGAAAAGACCAAGUUCGCAAGUUUGGCAGAGCGCAAUGAGGGCGAACUCUUGGUGGCUGAUGGCAACAAGGUGGCCAUCAAGGGUGUGGGAACCAUCAUGGAAAAGGUGGUUCUGCCCAACGGUGAAGAGCGUGAGAUCGAAAUCAAGAACGCGCUAUAUGUUCCAAGUAUGAGCAAGAACCUGCUCUCGGUGCCACAGAUUAACAGCCAGGGCAAGUUUCAAGUCGUGUUUGACGGGUCCAAGAUGUUUGUGACUCGCAAGAACUCACAGAAAGUGGUGGCGACAGCGGAUCUCGUGGAUGGACUUCACUGGCUUCGUACAACUCAGCGAUCAGCAAAUGUGACAACAACUGGAACCAGUUGUGCUGAUCUACAUGCGAGAAUGGGUCAUGCUCCAGUCGAUGUACUUCGCAAGAUGAUCGCGACCAACAUGAUCAAGGAUGUGCGAGUCCCUCUCAAGUCGGGUGGAGCAACUAGAUGUCGAGGAUGUCAACAAGGGAAAAUGGUCCAAAAACCAUUUCCGAGCAACCGAGACAAGCGCAGCUACGAUACGUUUGAGCUACUUCAUCUAGACAUCUGCGGGCCCAUGGAAAACGAUUCGCUCGGUGUCAGCAGAUAUUUGCUACUGAUCGUAGACGAAGACAGUGGAUGUAUGAAGGGCUUGUCUUUUCGAGUGAAGUCCGAGAGUGAAGACUACAUCCGUAAGUACAUCACUAUGGUACAGACGCAGUUCAGUAAGAAGGUCAAGUCUGUGCGACAAGACGGAGCUUGCGAGCUCGCAACCAACUCGCUUCGUAUUUUCUACGAAGACGAAGGCAUUGAACAGCAGACAACGGUUUCAUGUACACUUCAAACCGACGGAACAUCAGAGCGUGCCAUUAGAAAUAUCGUCACGAUCGGCCGCAGCAUGCUUCAUCAUGCCAAACUGAACAAGUGUUUCUGGGCUGAAGCAGCGAUGACGGCCAUCUACGUCAAGAAUCGACUUCCGUCACCUAGAGUCGUACACAAGACCCCGUUUGAGAUCGCCUACAACUUGAAACCAAGCGUCAAGCGCACGCGAGCGUUCGGGCGUCAAACGCACAUACUGAAGCCAAAGGAGAAUCGACUCACGUGGGAUCCAAAGGCUUGCGCUGGCAUGUUCGUGGGAUACGAAGAAGUUUCGAAGGCGUAUCGAGUUUAUGAAAUCAAGGCGGUGAAGGUGGUUAUCAGUCGCGAUGUCAGCUUCGACGAGUCCACCUUUGGACUGCCGCUGCUGAUCACUGAUGAAGAUGCCGAUGACCUGGACUUCGAAUUGCUUGACCUCAAUGAUGAAGAGCCGCGUCUGGUGGAGUACAAGCAAACAGGCAAGCGCAAAAACCGCCUCAGUGAUGAAGAUACAGCAGCUCCACGACCGCGUGCAGUGCGUCAACGACCCGGACUAGAAAAGUCAAGCGCGCCGGAAAGCAACUCGUCACGCCAAGAAGAAGACGAAGAAACGAAGGAUUCUGAUGAAUCAACUCCGCCUGUGUUUUGUUGUGCGAGUGCGAAUGCCGUUGAAACAGCAGCGGACUUAUCGGAGCCCUCAACAUUUGAGGCGGCAGUGAGCGGCCUUGACCAAGUUUAUUGGUCAAGCUAUUCAUGCAGAGCUCGAGUCAACGCGACUUCGCAGUGUGUUUUGUGCCGCCAAGCUUCCCAACGGACAACGCGCCAUUGGCACAAAAUGGGUGUUCAAGAUCAAGCUCAAGGCGGGUGGGUCAAUCGAGAAGUACUAGGCACGACUUGUGGCCAAGGGCUUUAG